UCUGACUCUUAUGCGAAUUACGGUAAUCACCUGGAUGACGUAAUUGCAUCAGCCGCAUCACGACGACAGAAGCAACCGGCACAGAGACGAGAGAGCGACAGACGCUGUCCCUUUAAGAAAAACAUUUAACAAGAAAAAAAAAACAAAAGAGAACAGAAAAGAGAAAAAAGAACGAAAGAAAGGAAAACGCAAAGAAAGCUCUUGGUUAAGGAUGAGAGGAAUGUCGUUGCCGGUGCAAAGUCUAGCUAGCUUGCAAAGUACUGUAAUCAGGUUUUGAUCUGGAAUGGUUGAAUUUGGGUCGUGAGGGAGCAUGAUAAAUAUGGUGGACGUUGUGGGGGAAAGCUAAGAGAAGCAUCUUACACACUGAGCCGAGCUCCUUCUCGCUUUUGAAGGCGCACAUUUCACACCGUGACACUGUCAGUGGCUUAGCGGUUGUUUGUAUCAACGAGUUUAUACGGACGGGAGGCUGAAUGAAUGACAAAGCGAACGGACUGAACACAACACAGCAGGACACAGUCGAGCAGAAAUGCAUUGAAAGAAACCACAAGGAAAACUUUGAGAUUGUUUUGUUCACGCAUUUCAGAAUUUACAUUUUGUUUUAAAUAAUAAUAUACAAAGCGGGUAACAAAGGAAACAGUAAAACACAAUCUACUUGCUGCAAGAGCGAAGACACGUUUUAAUAUGAAGCAGUGCUUUAUAAAAACACAUUUUUAAAGGAAAUACAAAAAAAAAAACGCUAUGGAAGAAGAUUGUGGAUUUUUAAAAAUAUAUUUAAAUGUAAAAAAACUUGUGUGUCUGGUUUCAUGACGUGAAGGAUUCAAGAAACAGUAGCAGCAUCUACACAAAAAUAACGCUACUUUUAAAACAUAACAGAAGACAUCUCAAACUGGGAUCGUUGCUGAUCUGAUCUGUAUAAUUACUGUUACUCAGAUGCAGUAGAGAGGAGACUAUGUGGGCACUGUCCUGAAAUGCCAAGGGAGGAGCUGCCAUUGCCAGAGGGUUGGGAAGAGGCUGUGGAUUUCGACGGGAAAGUUUAUUACAUAGACCACAAGAACAAAGCCACCAGCUGGAUCGACCCGAGAGACAGGAACACCAAGCCUCUAUCGUUUGCAGACUGCAUCGGAGAUGAAUUGCCAGUGGGCUGGGAAGAAGCCUAUGACCCACAAGUCGGGAGCUACUACGUGGACCACAAUACUCAGUGCACUCAGAUAGAGGACCCGCGGGUGCAAUGGCAGAGGGAGCAGGAGAGCAUGCUGAAGGACUACCUGGGUGUGGCUCAGGACUCCCUGGUGGCUCAGAAGCAGAUCUGCCAGGUGAAGGAGCAGAGGCUGCAGCUCGCCCAGCAGGAGUACAGGCAACUCAGCGAGGCAUGGAGGGACAAAUCAGCCUCCCGGACCAGCUUAAAUUCAGGAUCCUCCUCCAGCAGUAAGUACGACCCUGAGAUCCUCAAAGCUGAGAUUGUGACGGCAAAAAUCAGGGUUAAUAAGCUUAAGAGAGAUCUGUCCUGUAUGCGUCAGGAGCUCCAGUAUAAAGAGCAGGGCUAUGAAACACUGAAAGGGAUUGAUGAGAAGAUGUCCGGCGCUCCGUGUGGAUAUCGACUAGACGAAGCACAGGCCAUUCUGAACGAGGUGAAAACUAUCAACAAGGCUAUCCGUUCAGGGGAGAAAGAGAAGCACGAACUCAUGCAGACCCUUGCCAGGCUCAAGGAUGGAUUCCAGAUCGACUCUGGAUCUCAGUCAGACCUCUGGGCCAGCAGUUCUUCCCUAGCCAAUUCCAAGCUGUCCAUUCCUGCACUCUGCUCGGAUGCGGGGUCACAGACUGACAUUGCAGGAGAUUUUGUAUCUGUCAAUAACAAUAAGCUGGCGGAGAAGGUCCGAGUAAGCCUGAAGUAUGAAGAUGCUAAGAGGAGGAUAGCUAACAUUGAGGUGCAGAUAGCAAAGCUGGACAGCGAGGCCUGGCCUGGCUUAAUGGACCCCGAGAGAGACCGGCUGAUCUUAAUAAACGAGAAAGAGGAGCUGCUGAAAGAGCUGCAGUACACCAAACCUCGCCAGCGAGCUGCGUGUGACGCUGCGCGGCUCCAAACAGAGAGGAAGAGGCUGGAGAAGGACCUGCAGACAGCCAGGGCCAAUCAGAGUAAAGCACUGACGGAAAGAUUGAAGUUGCAUUCCCAGAGAAGUAAGUUAGUCAGAGAACUGGAAGAAACUGCGCGGCUCGCCUCCUCGCUCCACUCCCAGCUGAAAAGCCUCUCUGCCAGCACUCUGUCCUGUUCCUCGGGCAGCAGUCGGGGGUCUCUGAGCUCCAGCAGAGGUUCCCUCACCACCUCGAGCCAGGGCUCCUCUUCCUCGCUCAGCUUCACAGACCUGUACUUGGAGCAGCUGGAGCCGUCCGACUGUGACUACCAGUAUAAGCUGGACUUCAUGCUGCAGGAGGGGACCGCUGGCUUCCGGCCGUCCAGCUCCAUCACAACCAUCCACGAGAACGAGGUGAUCAAGACCCCCAACCUGGACCCUAGCUCCCAGGUUCAGGCUCUGCGUCUGUCUCCGAGGUCCUCCCUGUCCUCCCUGUCCCCCCCCUGCUCCCCGCUGGUGACGGACUCUCACUUCUUGUCUGGAGACGCCUUCCUCAGCCAGGACGGCGCUGGGCUCAGUCUGGAGGUACAGAGCAGGCUUCCGGAGCUCCGCUCGGAAAACCACGAGAGCCGGGGAGGAGAUGCAGGACCUGUCCCCCCGGAUCAGUGCAGCGGCCAGGAGCCUGGGGUCAAACAGCAUGCCGUAGCGAAAGAAGCCGGGGCCCAAGCGAAGAUUCUGGGGCCCGUGUUGAGAAAGGCAGGGGUUUCUUCAGCAGUGUCUGACCAAUCAGUGGCCGGAGACAGUGGAGUGUGCGAGCCGUCAGAGCCACGACCCAGUCAGCCGUCCGAUGUGUUUCACGGUGAAGAAGGAGGAUCUCAGGGCACUGCGCAGAUCCAGCUGGGAAUGCAGUACGACGCUAAAGAGAAGAGAUUCACACUGCUUCUAAUGCAGAUUCGCAGCGCCGCAGCGCUGGCAGUGCCACCAGAGGAGAAAGUGUAUGUCCGUGCCGCGGUGCUCCCCUGCUCCGAAACCACCAGCUGUCUCUUCCGAAGCAGGCCUCUGUUCCCCUGCGAGAGCCUGCAGUUCAGUGAGGUGUUCUGGGUCUCUGUGUCGCACAGCGCUCUGCGACAGAAGACUCUGCGAGUGGACGUCUGCUGCACGACUCCAUCUCAUCGGGAGGACUGCCUGGCUGGGGCUCAGAUUAGCCUUGCUGAAGUGAGCAGCCUUGGGGAGAGGUCUACAAGCUGGUACAACCUUCUCAACUACAAGGACGUGAAGGAGCUCAGCAAGCAGCACACAGACACGGAGGGAGAGGAUUCUGUCUCUGAUCUCCUGGAGGAAACUGCAGCAGAGCUGGAAGCUGUAGAGAAAAGGGCGGACGAUCCAGAAAACACACCGACUGCAGAGGAGGAGUGGCACAGGCAGCACUUAGAGGCUGAAUUCUGGGAGGACGGAGGCUGCAGUGACGAGGAGGAGGAGGAGGAGGAAGAGGAGGGACGAGAGGAGGAGGAGUCUGGCACAGAAACAGCUGGCUGGGAGGGAGAGCAGGAACUGGCUUCAGAAAAGGUGGAUAAAGAGACCAACACUGACAGCAUUGCAAAGCCUGCUUCGGUGGUGCGCCCCAAGGAGAGACGAGGCCCCAUUGCCCAGCAGAACCCCUUCAUUAGAGGAAGCACAAUCAUCCGCUCAAAAACAUUCUCUCCCGGGGCCCAGAGUCGAUACGUAUGCAGGAUAAACAGAAGCGACAGCGACAGCUCCACCCUGAAGGGUGCUUUUGUUCGAAACGCUUCCGAGCGACGCAGCGUCCGGGUGAAGAAGCCUCUGCUUGAAGCGAAGGCUCUGGAGGGCGGGCUGCUGCGCACAUCCCUGGAUUUGGAGCUGGACCUGCAGGCAUCCCGGACCAGGGAGAGCCGGCUCAGCCAGGAGGUCCUGGUGCUGCGGGAGCUGAAGGAGCAGCUGGAGCAGGCGAAGGCACGGGGGCACACGGAGCUGCCCGAGUGGGUCAGCGAGGAUGAGAGGUUCAGACUGCUCCUCAGACAAGCAGAGAAACAGACUCCAGGAGAGCACACGCAGGAGCAGCGAGUGGAGAGGAUGAUGAAGACGGCAGCUAAGGACGUGCACAGGAUACGAGGGCAGAGCCACAAGGGGGAUCUGGAGGUGCAGAGUUUCCGAGAGAAGAUGGCAUUUUUCACCCGAGCGAAGAUUAAUAUACCCGAUCUACCUGUGGAGGAUGUUUAAAACUCUUCAAGUAUUUCAAAGUUCAACUGCUGUAUUUCAUGGAUACCCAGACUGAUUUUAUUUGUGGUGGUUUUAUGAAGAAAAGAAAUAUAUGUACAUGAGAAAUCGAUGCUCACCCUUUGAAUGUACAGAUCUGUUAGAGUUUUAUUUGUCAUUUGUUCGGCUGUGUAGUUUUUGUAUAAAAUGCACAAAGAACAAAAACAGUUUGAACUA
Molecule: messenger RNA, 4520 nt
Organism: Acipenser ruthenus (sterlet)
Lineage: Eukaryota; Metazoa; Chordata; Actinopteri; Acipenseriformes; Acipenseridae
Product: protein KIBRA-like
Exons: 22
Coding region: 969-4307 (1112 amino acids)
Biological process (GO): regulation of DNA-templated transcription; regulation of hippo signaling; negative regulation of organ growth
Cellular component (GO): cytoplasm
Molecular function (GO): kinase binding; molecular adaptor activity
Source: RefSeq, a predicted model, not a curated record